AUGUUGUCCAACUCACUCGUCGCUUUGUCCCUCCUCUCUUCGGCCGUCUCGGCUGAGACCGUGCUGGGAGUAUACAUGUUCCACAGACACGGAGACCGCACACCCAAAGCUCUUGCUCCGGCCAACCUGACCGACCUAGGAUAUUCGCAGGUCUACACCUCUGGCGAUUACUAUCGCAACCGCUACGUUGAUUCGGAAGCGUCCAGCAGAAUUCUGGGCAUCAACUCCGAUAUCGUCAAGCAAGCGCAGAUUGCUGCUUCCAGCCCUGCUGACACUGUUCUCCAAAAUUCGGCUACCGGCUUCUUGCAGGGUCUCUAUCCUCCUGUUGGCAGUGCAUUGGGUACUCAGACCCUUAGAAAUGGAUCCAAUGUGACAAGCCCCCUCAAUGGCUACCAACUCAUCCCUCUGGCUUUGACCACCAGCGGUUCUGGCAGCGAGGACAAUGGCUGGCUUCAAUCUGCUUCUGGCUGUGCCAAUGCUAUCAGCAGCUCCAACGAGUACUUCUCCAGCCCCGAAUACACCGACCUUCUCGCCAGCACUCAGGACUUCUACAACAGCCUGACUCCUGUGAUCAAUGCUACUUUCAGCACUAGCCAGAUCAGCUUCAAGAAUGCAUACACCAUCUACGAUCUGAUCCACGUUGCUGAGAUCCACAAUGCCACCAUCAAUGAUUCUGACGUCCUUACCGCUGAUGUCCUUGGCCGACUCUUGGAUCUGGCCAACGCUCACGAGUGGGGUCUUGCUUACAACUCAUCCAACGACAUGCGCGCCAUCGCCGGAAAAGUUCUCGCUGCCGAGAUUGUCCAAGGCCUCAACACCACCAUUUCCACCCAAGGCAAGAGCAAGUUCAACGUCCAGUUCGGCGCCUACGCAACUUUCUCCUCCUUCUUCGGUCUCGCCGGCUUGCCCAACGUCAACAGCGACUUCUACGGCAUGGUCGAUUACGCUUCAUCCAUGACCUUUGAGCUUGUCACCAAUGCCUCUACUUCGCCUUUCCCUGCCGCCAGCGAUAUUUCCGUUCGCUUCCUGUUCCACAACGGCACUGCCAGUGCUGAUAGCGAACCUAUCGCUUACCCUCUCUUCGGCUCCGGCGAGGAAGUUAUCCCUUGGAAUGACUUUGUUGCCAACAUGGACAAAUUCAGCAUUGGCAGCACUCAGGCUUGGUGCACUGCCUGCGGUAACAGCACUGGCACUUGCGCUGCUUACGCCCCUUCUUCUUCCUCUGGCAGCAACAACGCCGGUACUCAGAGCAAGAAGACCAGUGGUAAUGGCUUGUCUCCUGUCGUCAAUGGCGUUAUUGGCGCCAUGGUUACCUUGGCCAUUGUGCUUGGUCUCGAGGCUUUGGUGCUGUUGGUUGGCGGUAUGAGAGUUGUGAGCAAGAAGACUCUUGCUGCUCGCUCUGUCGUCACCGAGACCGUUACUGGUGGCAAGGCUGCUUAA
Messenger RNA from Aureobasidium namibiae CBS 147.97, 1440 nucleotides. RefSeq names its product phosphoglycerate mutase-like protein. Gene Ontology annotation, molecular function: phosphatase activity. The record is from RefSeq and is a predicted model, not a curated record. Bases 1 to 1440 code for a protein of 479 amino acids. Lineage: Eukaryota; Fungi; Ascomycota; Dothideomycetes; Dothideales; Saccotheciaceae. The transcript has 3 exons. Gene Ontology annotation, biological process: dephosphorylation.